Messenger RNA from Pelodiscus sinensis (Chinese soft-shelled turtle), 1503 nucleotides. The record is from RefSeq and is a predicted model, not a curated record. Lineage: Eukaryota; Metazoa; Chordata; Testudines; Trionychidae.
ACUGAUUAAAGCAGACAUGUUCUUGCAGGGAACUAGUGAGUGCCAGAGGGGAGGGCAAUGGAAUGAGAAGCAGGAGUUUUUCUCAGCUCUUACACCGACUCCCUGCGUGACCUUGGAGCAGCCAUGGAGGUGAUGAACAUGAUGGAGCAGCCGAUCAAGGUGACGGAGUGGCAGCAGACCUACACCUACGACUCAGGCAUACACUCCGGGAUGAACACCCAGGUGCCAUCGGUCAGCAGCAGGUGCAUUGGGGACGACGAGGACCUCUACGGCAAGCAGUACACCAUCAAGACCACCACCUACAGAGAGGGAGGCGGCCAGGGCCAGGGCCUGGGCCUGGGCGCGGGAGCAGCUGCAGCCGAGAUGGAGUCUCAGCGCUGCCAUGUACCGGAGACGGUGGAGGACCGCUCCCUGCUCAUGACCACGCACAUCGAGGGCCAGCAGACCAACGUGCAGAGGCUGGCCGAGCCCUCCCAGAUGCUGAAAUCCGCCAUCGUGCACCUGAUCAACUACCAGGACGAUGCUGAGCUGGCCACCCGGGCCAUUCCGGAGCUCACCAAGCUGCUGAAUGACGAGGACCCGGUCGUGGUCAGCAAAGCGGCCAUGAUCGUCAACCAGCUGUCCAAGAAGGAGGCCUCGCGCCGCGCCCUGAUGCAGUCCCCGCAGGUGGUGGCGGCCGUGGUGCGCGCCAUGCAGAACACCAGCGACCUGGACACGGCCCGCUGCACCACCAGCAUCCUGCACAACCUCUCGCACCACCGCGAGGGGCUGCUGGCCAUCUUCAAAUCCGGGGGCAUCCCGGCUCUCGUGCGGAUGCUCAGCUCGCCGGUGGAGUCAGUCUUGUUCUACGCCAUCACCACCCUGCACAACCUGCUGCUGUACCAGCACCUGAUCAUUCUGGCCAAUGGGGGACCCCAGGCCCUGGUGCAGAUCAUGCGCAGCUACACCUACGAGAAGCUGCUCUGGACCACCAGCCGGGUGCUCAAGGUCCUGUCCGUGUGUCCCAGCAACAAGCCUGCCAUCGUGGAGGCCGGCGGGAUGCAGGCGCUGGGGAAACAUCUGACCAGCUCCAGCCCACGGCUCGUCCAGAACUGCCUGUGGACCUUGAGGAACCUCUCUGACGUGGCCACCAAGCAAGAGGGCCUGGACGGCGUCCUCAAGAUCCUGGUCAACCAGCUGAGCUCGGAUGACGUCAACGUGCUGACCUGCGCCACCGGCACCCUCUCCAACCUGACCUGCAACAACAGCAAAAACAAGACCCUGGAUCCUACCCUGGUCACGCAGUCCAACGGGGUGGAAGCCCUGAUCCACACCAUCCUGCGGGCGGGCGACAAGGAGGACAUCACCGAGCCGGCCGUCUGCGCCCUGCGGCACCUCACCAGCCGGCACCCAGAGGCCGAGAUGGCCCAGAACUCGGUGCGGCUCAACUACGGCAUCCCGGCCAUCGUCAAACUCCUCAACCAGCCCAACCAGUGGCCGCUGGUCAAGGUAAAACGGCAGGCG